CGCUGGACUACUUGGUGUGAGUGUGUAUUCUAUUCCCUCGUGCGAAGAGGAAGAGGAAUUGCAGGAACAUCCUGAACCUUUUGGCUGGGUAGCCAUCUUCUAGCUGUCGAGCAUGGCAGAAGCCUCGGCUAUAGUGUCGCACGUGCCACGGAUGAAAUUCGUGACAAUGUUUCACAUACAUAAAUAUAGAUCGCCAUCGUGCCUCUGCCUCCCGUUUGUUCCUUUGCGCAAUUAGAUUAUCGUAAUAAAUCGGGAGUUAAUACAAGUUGUCAUUGACGACGCAGACGCACCUACAGCAGCAGAAACAGGAAGGGGACAUUUUUUCAGUUUUUCACGAUAAACGUCUCGCUCCAGCACCGGCAGAGGUAGACAGCAUGGAGGGCGGGGAAGCGGUUUGAAUAGACAUCACCAACACAGUAUGCGUUGCAAGGCUAAAGUAAAAGUACCCUCGCACUCCAGCAACUACAGCACUACUUGCUUGCGGGAUGGUGUACAGUGCCGAAGAUCAAGAACAUUCGAGUACGAUAAAGUUUUAAAGAUGAUGCAGCAGUAUUCUUGUUCAAAGGGAGUAGUCGUCAUUUUUGUGCGCGGAAAUUUGUACGAGUUGUGUGCUGGGUGUGAGACAACCACAACUUAGACUUUUGCACAGGACGAGCAUGCAGCAGCAACCGGAGCACCUCGGAAGUUCUGGAGGGAAAGUGGUUGGUGCAGAACCAGCGCAGAAUGCUGCGUCUGCAACUCUUUCCUCUGCAAGAGGAUCUGCCGCGGGUUCAUGUUCUGCUAAAAACCUUGGCCACUACGAGGAACCGAAGCACAUGCACAACAAGAGGUCCCAUUACAGUUACUUCAAUCAUUACACCAGGAAGUCAUCCAGGGACACAAGGAAACAAGAGGACUACCGCUCUACCAACGACAAGUUUUCGGGUGGCAGUUCCGCACGUCGGCAUUAUACCAAAGUGACCAGACAAUGUGCAGAGCCGGCGCUGGGCCAUGGUGUAGAUGCGAAAAUGAGCUUUCCUGUAGUACAAGAAAGGGACCAGCCCCUCGUGGGUAGUGGUACAACUGCCACAACGUAUAAGGACCAAAGGGAGAUUGAGAUGCGAAAAAUCGGCAGGGAUGAAGCUGCAGCAUCGACUGCAGCUGUUGGUUUCCCCCCGCCGAGCAGCCCUCGCGGUGGUGCGGGAAGUGCUUCAUCACAAAAGACAUACGAGAACAGUGGAAAGAGCACAACAGCGACCUUUUCAUCCAGGCACGGUGGCGCUGGAGGACGCGGCUAUUUGACUUCGCCCCAGCAGCAAGGACGUUAUGCGACAACACAAAGCAACGGCAGCACGACAUUGCAUCAAAAACAUCUGUCAUCGAGCGCGCAACUUGCUGGCAGCGCCUUUAAUAUGGCCAGUCAACCGCAACCAUCAAAGACGAUGAUCGGAGGUAGCAGUAAGAAAUGCGGCUUUCGAGCAGGAACGGGAGGUUCGGGAAGCAAGAAUUUUUACCACCAUCAAGGCAACGCACUAUGCUCCGCCCCGUCAAGUGGUAACCGUACGACGGACCAGGAGAAAGCGGACGCCGCAAUUAUCUCCUCUCUGAUUGCCGAAAGCGCGAAAAUUACCAAGGAGAAAUGUGCCUCGAUUCUUACGCUUUUUCUUGUAUAUUCAUUGAAUAUAUUCAUUGGAUUGAUCAUGCCUUUCAUCAGCAGUGGACAUUCGAUUUUGGAUUUGGAGUAAUUUAACAGUACGCAAAAGUACGCCUGGCACUAACAUUGACAGUACAAUGUCGUGCAAAGAUGUUGCUGGAACGAAACAUAGAUCGUUCUUGCUGCUCGUGCUCACGUUUCUCUGGCAUAGAAAUUGAAGAGCGCAAGGAGACGGUUUUCAUGACCGUAGUACUUCCAGAAGGGACGCAACUGGGCGUCCGCAUUUCCAAGAAGAUUGGCAAGGAAGAUCUGCAGAUUUUUCUGGCCAACUUUCUAGCAGCCGAGAAAGUGCUGACGGCCGUUGAUUUUCCACGCCUGUCUUGGAGGCGCAUCGAAUUCUUUCACAGCUCCCUUCCUCGACCGCAAAAUGCAGCUGCUGCAGCCUCACACGCCGAGUCGAGCGCUUCUCGCUCGGCCACCAAGUCGACCCUUGGGAUAGGUCUUCUCAACAGCUGUAGCAGCAAGGCAACCACAGCUACGACGGGCGAUUGCUGCGUCGACAAUGAGCAAAGGGACGAUGCGGCCAGCAGCUCCAGUGGUCCCAUUUGCUCUGCAAGUUCCUUCCGGUUGUCCCUGAACGAACAGAAUCCCACACUGCAUAUGCGAUUCUCGAGCUGCCACCGUCUUUUUCUCGCGAAUCGGGAAGGUGUCUACUCGUGGACGCGAGACCACAACAAGAACAUGACUUCCGCGAAGGAUCUACAAGAACCGCCUCCGAACCACGAGGGAGCCGCAAGUUUAUCCAGCCACGACCGCAGUGAUCGAAGUACAAUUGCGCCCACAAAAGCACGCGGCGACGAGGAGAGAACCGAGGUAGAGCAAGAAGUCGUGCCUCCAGCACCAACUUCAAGAAUGGCGGCACAGUUCUUUCCCCACGCCAACGCCACCUGCGUGGCAGCCAGCCGUUGUGGCCAGUUUCUGUUCACAGGGGACCGCGAUGGCACUAUCUGCGUGUGGGAUGACCGGGGAACAAGUUCCUCGCAAGAAGACGCACCUACUAAUUCGAGCAGGGCCACCGCUGGAGUCCCGUCGCCGCCAAGUGCUUCCUCUUCAUGUGAUCCUCAGGCGGGGUCGGGGACAACGACAAGCAAAGAGGAUAAUAUUGACCCGAGAGCCCGAGCGACGGAGAAGUUUUCCGCUCAGAAUGAGAAGGCGAGGCGCGCCAGUCCACCCUCCGUGUCUUCUUCUGGUUCUGCAACCACAGCAAGUGCGUCGAAAUUGCUCACACUCCGAGCGCACCGCGACCAGAUCAGUUCCUUGAUCUUGUCGAAGGACGGACGGUACCUGUAUUCGGCGUCGUACGACAACGUCGUUCUGCGGUGGAAUCUGCAGCAACUGCACUCCUCCGCGCAGGAGAAGCUACCAGACGGCACGCGGGUGAAGGUCGAGGCAAGUGCAAACUCCUGCGGGAACCACUUCUGUACAACCGCAAUGUGCAGUAGCUUUCACGACACGACUAACAGAGUCGCUCCCGCCGCACGCCAUGCCGGCGCGGGCAUAAAACCGUUAGGAGUGAAUGGAAUGAAACUCAAUUCAUCUCGACUGCCACAAACGCGAACGCCUGCGAUGGUUUACGGGGUUCGGUACCUCACCGCAUCGGCAUCGAGCGGACCGGCGCAACCUCAACACCGAACACCAGAACGGUUUCUGGGCGGUGGACAUAGUAGUAACACAGGAGGAGCACAAAGGACGACGGAAAGAACGAGCCGUGGCCUCGCUGACGCCGGAUCUACAUCAGGAGUGUACUUCUCGCCAGCUGUCACCUAUGGCCAUCCGAGUGGAGCAGCUGAGGGAGUCGCGUUGAUGAUGUCCGCAGACACAAGGGAACCCUGCACAGCACACCAUGUUGGUCGAAAUGCAGCUUUCAUCGAUAACCAAAACCAUCAGGAACCUCCAGACUACUUCGACCGUUGUGCAGCCGACGAGCAGCCAGCACCAACAACAAUAGCAUCAGGACAGCGUUUUGUUCUGCAGAGUGGCAGUGGACUUUCCCAGCCUCCUGGUGAACACAACGCCCUCCAGUUUCCUCCCGGGUUAGACUUCGACGACGUAAACCCUAAAAGUCCCCCGCGGCGAGCGAAGGGAGCUGCACCUCCAGGGAUGAACCAGCAGAAAGUUCCUUCUCAAGCUCGCCAAGACGAUCACUUUGAUGCCUCUAGCAGAACCGUUCAUCCGCAACGACCAAGAGAUGAAAUUGCUGAUCGUACUAUGGGUUGUAUUGAAACGCAUACGACGCAGCGGUACUACGGCACCCCCGGCUUAGGUGCUGGCUCCUCCUCCUCGUCACCAUCAGCGAAUUCCCGGGUAGUUCCUGUGUCUAGUCAUUCUCAUUCACCAUAUUCUUGCGCUGAGGGGAGUGCGAGCUCAUUCUGUCCCAUCAACGCCGAGCGAAUGCUUGCUCGCCUGGCUGUGUCGACGUGCAGAAGUUCUUCUUCAUCGUCUUUCGCUCGUCCUCCCAAUGAGUUGCAUGGAAGUUAUCGUGGCUCAGUUGGACCGCGCGACGUCGGCACUAUUUCUCAUAGUCUUUCGGCGAACGAUCCAUAUCAUGAGGAAAAGGGCCAAUCCCCGAUCAUUGUCGUAUCCCCGAUCAUUGUCAUUCCAGUUAUGCUCGAGAGUUCGAUGAGUGACUAUCUUUAUCCAUCGUAGAUGCAUGCUGAAUUGCAUGACUCCAGCAUCUUACAUGCGUGCUUUGUUCCGCCAGCAGUUGUGAAGCUGAGUUGGCUUCUACUCGUGCCAACCCAGCUGUGCGUCGAGAAAGAUGCUGGCGCGCGUUUCUGUUCCACACGAAUUGAUGUACGACGCCCCGGACAGCAAAAGUGAUUUGCUUCUGCAGUGUCAGUGCGAAAGCAAAUCUUAGUCUCCCGUUGGGUAUGGAAGGGAAGGGUUAGGGAGGGUCGUUUUCUUUAUUCUCAUAUCAUGCGAUCCUCCUACACGGGGACACAGUUGGCGGGGGAUCAGCAACGACACCACUUGCACUACGAUCCCGGCCAGUCGUCCUCUUGGAUCGUGUCCACCACCUCCUUUGACGGCCCUCCGCCAGGACUGACCCCCGCUUGUUUGCAGGGCAGAAAUCACAACCGAGCAUCAAACUACCCAAAUUCGCCCCCUGCGGUAGCAUUUUUCGACGCGGUCGAGGGCGCGGUAGCGGAUAGUAGAAGGAUUGCCACUUCUUUUCCUGCGAGCUGCAGUCGGGAGCACCAUCAGGAAAGCGGUCGGCCACGGCGACCCGUGGAUCAUAUUGCAUUGAUGACAGCAUCACCGACGUCAACCGCGCAGUGCCAGGCCUAUUUGUCUGAAAAUGGAGAGGCUCUCUUGCCAUUGCCGUGCGGGCAACGGCAACCCUCGAAUCAAGACUUUGCAGCAGCCGGCGCCCUGGUUGUGCCGCCGGUUCCGGCGCCACUGGGCGGGGUAGGAGCGCGGCCGCAUGAGACCCAAGCCUAUGAUGGCCUAUCUCUUGCUGACGGUGGCGGAACUACACCUGUGGUAGCACAACCCACUUAUAGUGCGACUUACCCCUACUACCCGUCUACUUCUGGCGCAGCUGUCGUGGCCGCGACCGUCGGCGGAAUUUCUUGCAGCGCGCAACACCAUCACCACCAGAAGAUGGUGCCCGCUGCGAAUGUAGGUACUGACAUCGCAACUGCUGCUGCAAGAACUACUGGGGACAUACAGCCAGGGCCCCCGAAUAUUAAAAUGGUUUCCCGGGGGCACCAGAUGACCGCGCAGUCUUGCCGAGGCACUGCCGCAGAAGCUUCGACAUCCAGCGCUACUGUGGAAAAUAGUGCGCUGUGCAUUUAUGGUGCGCGACACGAACAUCAGCAAGAGCCGCCCCACAGGGGAUCAGGCGCCGCUCAGUGCGGCACGUCGUGGACCACCUCCAUAACUGGCGACACACAUGCAGCUCUCGCGCCGCAGUUUCAGCUGUCCUAAGCGAGGAAAAAUGUUUUUGCAUUUACAGUUUGCACAGACAAUGCGUGAUGUCGCAGGACUGACAACCAUAGAGAAGCAAGACGGACAACCUCUAUCAUGCCCCCCAAUUAUGCCUGGGAGUUAUCUCGUUCCACGCGUGUUUUAUUCCGCGUUGCAAAGUUUUCUUGUGGUCCUGGUCCUGCAGGAGAGGACCACUUGACCUGUAUUAAAUGUUCUUGCUGAAAAAUCUGCGAAAGGAAAAUGUGGAACUGGAUGGAAGAACACUUUUUUCCUGGAUACAUCCCCGUUCAACUUCAAUCACAGCUGCCUCCUGAAUACAACAAGCGGCUCGUACCAACAGGUUUCCGGUGGACAAGUCCUGUUCUCCUGCAACUCCUACCAACAGAUGGCGUUUUCGCCCACUUCCCUCAUCGAUGAGAUUGGCCGCUGCGGUUCUUUAGAAAUUUCCCCGAUGUACUUGCAAUCGCCACGCUAUACAUUGCAAACUAACAUGAUGUCUAGUACUCUGGGUCUGGAACAUUGCAAGGUUCGUCAUGCGAUGCUUGUCUGUGGUCUUGGAAAAUGCAAAGGCGCAAAAAGAUCCUCCUGUCUGUCAUGCAAAAAGUCAGUUCGCCCACGCCAUACAUAUGCGGCGACUUGCCGUGGUAGCGCUCGGCUUUUGUAUGAUGAGGUCGCCGAAAGUGCUUCCUCGCCCACCCCCCGGGGAGGGGAUCCUUGACCUGUGGCGCUGGGAGCGGGUGUCCACUACAUGAUGAUGAUAUGCGGAAUGCACGGCUAUAUGCAGCUCGAAAGUAAUGGCCUGUCAUGGCCAUCAGGGGCGGUGGCUUCGCGUGACAGAGCGGCUCAGCAGCUUCACAACUUUCCAGAGCAAGACAUCAAAUUUCCAGCGAUACACGCGAACAAGGAGGUAUCGCGGUCGUGGACCAGCACAUACCGCACAACCAGAACCUAGGACCGAAUAACGGCAGGCAAGGCGGAUCAGCUGAAGCAUUGACGCUAACGCCCGUGUCGAAACCGCCGGGUGGUGUGUGCGAUUUUUACAAACGUUGCCCUCCUUCUCCGGCGCGGCAUAGAGGCUCUGACUUCGAAGUAGAGCAAAAGAUCCACUCGAGGACGCAGGAGAACCUAGAAACCGUACUGCAAAACCCAGUUACCAACGAGCAAAACUACAAUCUCGCCGAAACAGUCGAAUUUUUUCUAGAAGGCUACUUUGAUGACGCUGGCUACUACCAGCAGGGAGCGGCCCAGCAGCACAGUAAUUCGACAACUCCCGUAGAAGUUGUGACUACAAUGCCAGCACCUCCCAAGGCGGUGAGCCACGGCUUAAAAACCACCGGAGCUGGUAUACUAGGAGGCACGGUAGUACCUGCUGGGAUCACGGGCAUGAUCAGCACCACCGCGACUCAGGCGCAAGUGCACGGCCGGGUGCACCAGGGACAAGACCCGGCGCAGCACGACAGCACGACGGCCGUCGACCUUAAAAGUGCAAUGGACGGGCGCCCAUCCUGCUCUACCUCCUCAUUUGUUCUUCCGACUCCAUUCUUACACCAGGAAGUUCUUACUGACGACCAUUUACUGCCGACUGAGCCUCCUCCUGCGUCGAACCACAUUAUUAAUGUCACGACAGAGCAGAGUCUUUUGACCGCGACGGAUGACGAGCCACAGCAACGCGUGCCCUCGUUCCCAGACUUUGUAGUAAGUCGCGACGCGUCAAGCCAAUGUUCUCCAGUCGCUGAAAACGUGAGCGUGCACGUCGAGUAUGUCCGCAAAGCGAGCGUAGGCCUGCUCACCAGCAAACAUACACCGAUUAGGUCAACGUCAUCAAACGACCGCGAACCUGAACCGGCUGCCGCCGUCGGAAGAGCGUUUCAUGAGGACGGGGGGAAGAAACAACUGCAGAAGCAGCACGAAGAUAUUGUUCCUACUGCCAGCGAUGCCUUCGACCAACAUGCAGAUGAGACAUUGAUGAAGAAUAGCUGCAGUGCCUCGUCAAGUAAUGGCACUACGACGAUGACGACCUGUAGUAGCAAGACCUCGGUCGCCGCCGACCACCACGAUGUUGACGGAAUUCCUGAGGACCUUCUCGCACUAUUUGCAGCUUAUGGCGAUAGUGCAACCAAUACAGCAGGUGGACCAGUAGGGACGGGAGCGAGGAUGUCGUCUUCUAAACAAGGAGGCAAUGGAAAUAAUAUGUUGAACAACCACUACGGCGUGACAAUUAACGCAAGCGCCCGAGAUUUCGAAUUCGACAGUGCGGGCGGUUGGCGCGGCAGUACCCCGGCUGACGUGGCCGUCCACAGAGAGGUCUUCGCGAACAAGAACGACCUCUACGAGGACCGCAACUAUAACUUUGUCGUCUCCACUGCUGCAGCAUCUGCUGGCGCCGAUGCCACUGAUGAGCAGCAUCAACAAAGAGAAACUACAAAACUGUCUGCUCAAGCGCAGCCCCUGCAACAUCGUACGAUCACGACUCGUCCUGGCAUUGAUGUGCCAUCGCUGAAGAUGGAAAAUGUCAACGGCAGGCGCAAGGUGGAGGACGUGGAGGAACACGAAUACAAGCAGCAGAUUAUGAAAAUACCACAGCCAGAUGCUUUUGCUGCUGCUGCGAGACGACCAGUUUCCGCUACCGUAGUGGCUCCGGAAGCAAACCCGGUCCGUUCCAACGGAAGUUUAUCCUGUGCAAUGGAUGAACAAGAAUAUCUCGCUAAAAAUGCGAAUUCCGGUGGACCUCCACGGGGCGGCGCAAAAAUUGUAAGUACUAGUACUCUGAAAAAUUCACAACAGGACGAAACGCCUAAGGCAAACACGGUGAAGCUAAAUGCUGCUGGUACCACUCUGUCCUCCUCGACGACGUUUUCAGCUUCCGGCCUGUUGCGAAAGGAACAGCACGCAGAUCCACAAGCUACCGCAUUUUUGAAAAAUUUGUUGCUGUUGGAUCAUCAGGAGCCGGUUGCUGUGGGAGGACCCGGGUUGAACGAAGGGCGCACGGAAGUGGAUGCGCUGGAGCAAGAGCUCGCUUCUCCUGUUCUAGAGGAGGCGACCACUGAACCGGAGACUUCUUGUUUCCAGUCGAGCACUUCUCAGUGUGGGCAAAAAACAAGCAUGACUUUGAUGAUGCCCCCCUGCUCUGACGACUUAUCUUCCACUACGGCUCGUCGCAGCGAAGGACGCCAGUACGGCGCGCCGGCCGUGCCCGCGCUUCAGCAUUUGCACAACGACCUGCCGCGGCCACAUGCGCCAGGACGAGGACUGGGAGAAGACGCCACUCAAGAAUCCCGUGGCGCAGAUUGUUUUCUUACUGACCAUAUGGAUUGCAAAAAUGUCUGGGUCUGGAAGAAUGGGAACUUGUCAUGCUGUUUUUGGACCCUAAAAAAAUUUGUCUUGCAUGACCAGCAAGAGGGGCGCAGUUUUUGCUACACCGACGGGCCAUUACUAUCUAAACUGCAGCAGCUGGUAAAAAAUGCAUGCGAGGGGUAUGUUCGGGGGUAUGUUCGGGGGUGUGUCAGGGGUAUGCAAAUGCUCCUCAAUCACGGGCGGACUACAAUUUUUUGCCGAAAAACCAACAGGUGGGGUAUAAACAUACCCCAGACAUACCCCAGACACACCCCAGACACACCCCAGACAGACCCCCGAACAUACCCCAGGCAAAAAGUCCGAACACACCCCAGACACACCCCGGACAUACCCCGGGCAGACUUUCGGACACACCCCGGACAGAAUUUUUGACACACCCCGGACAAACUUUCGGAUUUUGUCAUGUGAGGGUUGACCCGAGGUCCAGUCUGUCACGCGAGACCGUGCGGCCAAGGGGCGAAAGCCCUAGGGCAGCGCGGGGACUCUGUCCCCGCGUCAUGCCCUAGGGGCCAGCUGGGAGCGCUUUCCGGACACCGCGCGGCCAAGGGGCGAAAGCCCUAGGCCAGCGCGGGGACUCGGUCCCCGCGUCAUGGCCUAGGGGCCAACUGUGGGCGUUUCCUUUCCCGGACACCGUGCGGCCAAGGGGCGAAAGCCCUAGGCCAGCGCGGGGACUCGGUCCCCGCGUCGUGUUGGCCUAGGGGCCAGCUGUGAGUGCUUCCCGGACACCGUGUGGCCAAGGGACGAAAGCCCUAGGCCAGCGCGGGGACUCGGUCCCCGCGUCAUGGCCUAGGGAGUCCCCGCGUCAUGGCCUAGGGGCCAGCCGUGAGCGCUUCCCGGACACCUUGCGGCCAAGGGGCGAAAGCCCUAGGCCAGCGCGGGGACUCGGUCCCCGCGUCAUGGCCUAGGGGCCAGCUGGGAGCGUUUCCCGGACACCGUGCGGCCAAGGGGCGAAAGCCUUGGGCCAGCGCGGGGGCCCGGUCCCCGGGUCAUGGCCUAGGGUUCAGUUCUGGGCGCUUCCCGGACAGCGUGCGGCCAAGGGGCGAAAGCCCUAGGCCAGCGCGGGGACUCGGCCCCCGCGUCAAUCAUGGCCUAGGGGCCAGCGGUGAGCGCUUCCCGGACACCGUGCGGCCAAGGGGCGAAAGCCCUAGGCCAGCGCCGGGACUCUGUCCCCGCGCCAUGGCCUAGGGGCCAGCUUUGAGCGCCUCCGGGGCAGCCGGCGACCAAGGGGCGAAAGCCCUAGGCCAGCGCGGGGACUCGGUCCCCGCGUCAUGGCCUAGGGGCCAGCUGGGGGCGCUUCCCGGAAGCCGCGUGGCCAAGGGACGAAAGCCCUAGGCCAGCAUGGGGACCCGGUCCCCGUGUCAUGGCCUAGGGGCCAGGUGUGGGCGUUUCCCGGACACCGUGUGGCCAAGAUAGGGACGAAAGCCCUAGGCCAGCAUGGGGACUCGGUCCCCGUGUCAUGGCCUAGGGGCCAGGUGUGGGCGUUUCCCGGACACCGUGUGGCCAAGGUAGAAGCGAAAGCCCUAGGCCAGCGCGGGGACUCGGUCCCCGCGUCAUGGCCUAGGGGCCAGCCUUGAGCGCUCCCCGGACACCGUGCGCCCAAGGGGCGAAAGCCCGAGGCCAGCGCGGGGACUCGGUCCCCGCGUCAUGGCCGAGGGGCCAGCUGGGGGCGCUUCCCGGACACCGCGCGGCCAAGGGGCGAAAGCCCUAGGCCAGCGCGGGGACUCGGUCCCCGCGUCAUGGCCUAGGGGCUAGCUACGAACACUCCCCGGACUGACACCACACCGCGCGGCCAAGGAAGGGCGGGACGAAGAUAGAAAAGCCCUAGGGCGGUGUGGGGCUCUGUCGCCGCGUCAUGACCUGGGGCGGGGCCGGCUCCAGGCCCGGCGCCAGUUUCUUCUUUUCUUUUAUCUUUGCGCGCGGCAGGCUAAUGAAUCUAGUGCGCGCAAGCAGGGGAGCCGCGUCCGCAGGCCCGUCGCGGGUCAGGGAAUGCAAGGCGCACCGAAAUACCUAGCACUAGCUGCAGGCGACCUGCCUGCCCAGUGUCACCGCGCAGACAAAUGCCGGAAGGUCGCCGCACGGGGACUCUGUCCCCGUGCUCGGACCUUGUUUCUCAUGCGGGAGGUCCAUCAGGAAGCCCUCUAAAAGUCUGCGAUGCUAGGCCAAGCAUUACAGGCAUCAUGCUUCAUGAGAAAUAUGCAUGACAAAUCUUGUAUUCUUCCAGACCCAGACACUUUUGCAUUUGAUAGACCAGGAGAAGAACUUUAUCCAGCUGAAUCACGACAUUCGCACGAAAAGAGAACAGCAAGUACAACUCACUGCAGUGGGAAGAGAACAAGCACCAGGACCAGUGCAAUCGUUCACCACGACACGGCCUGUGACGGCGCCUGAAGCUACUCAUUACAACGGUGUCGCCCUUCACUCAUCUUGCCCUGUACAUGAUACUAGCGCUAGCGCAUCGACUUCUUGUGCAGCAGAUGCUGGAACUGGAUUCAUUUCCACUGCAGGUAAAAGUAAAACAAACGGAAACGGAGCUAUCAUGCCCACGAGGACCGGCGGGCAACAUGCCACCUCUUUUUCAAAGCCGUCGUUUUGGGCGCACCAGAAGUAUCGAGAAUACACCACAUGCUACGCAAGCAACAUCGAGUUUCAGAACCAUUUUUUGCCGCAUUGGAGCUCAACAGCCGUUCAGGCCGAAGACGACGGCUUGUCAGCGCAGGAGAAACACCAGUCGCACGUCGCGCAGCCGCCACCUGGUUUUGGCAAUUAUGGUUUUUCUCGCGUAGAGACGGAGACGACACACACGACGGAAGCGACUUCUAGGAAGAACCAGCAACAUAGUAGCGCCACAGAGCGUGCGCGUCCGACGUUUCAGCGGAAGAGUGAGGGACUCCUUAUGGCGUUCUCAAACGUUACAUUCUCAACUGUUACAUGAAUUUGUGAUGCAAGAAUGGCAAAACUGAUGAAAGGGGGAAGAUUGCGCCUUUUGCGUGACAGAUUUGGCGCAGAUUCUGAUCCUGUUUGUCCCUUCGGGAAUUUGUCAUGCGAAGCAACUUGGUCGUGUCGAUUCUGAUUGGGAUGUUGCAUCGCAAAUCAUGUAACAGUUGAGAAUGUAACGCUUGAGAACGCCAUACUCCUAUGCUCGAAGUUCGGCGGGAACUACACACCGCAGCCAGUGUAUGCCCUCGCACUAUCGGGGGACGAGAGGGAGCUGUACGCAGCCAGUGGGUUCACGGUGAAAAAGUUUGAAACUCACACUCGCAAAUUCAUCGGCGAGUACCAAGGCCACCACGACUACGUGAUCGAUGUGGCCGUCUCGACCACCUACGGUAAGCUGGCGACCGUGAGCGACGACAUGACCGCCAUUUGUACCGACCUUACCGGAGAGAGUAGAUUGGACCUUUCCGGAGUAGAUUCGCAGAGCGGAAAAGAUCCUACGAUUGCAGCCUGCGCGGGGACAACUGGGUGGGGUGGUAACACGAACAACACAUCCAUGGCUCUGGAAUCGCAAGAUAACUACCGCACCAUAUUCGCCUGCACAUUUUCGCAUUGUGGGCGGUAAGUGAAAUUAUUAUACUCCAAGUUCUUGUGAUUUCAUCAUCUUGAUAGUACAACUGUGAUUUACUUGCUUUCAUGAUCAUCUCCCGUCGCAAGACGCCGAUAGUUGAUCAGUUUUUCGUGAAUUAUGUCGGCUCAUCUCACACGCAGGGACAGGAUAGCGCCUGUUGGUGAGUUGAAUUGUGCUGCCUUGUCGUCCCUUGCUGAGUACACCGAUUAUAUAUAUGCCGAUAUUUCACCAGCGCCAUGCGAAAAAUGCGUGUCGCGAGCCCUUGCACUUGCUGGAUGCGCAUUUUUCGGAUUGCACAUCUGUUAAAGUCCAACAGUAAUCAACAAUCGUAAUGUGUACACUACGACUACCCUCACCCACCAUAGGCCUGACACACUCAGCACACCAGCAUUUUUUAAGCGACCAUAAGAUGUUCCAAUCUUUCCGCUGCUCUUCAGGUACCUCUAUCUGGUGCUGGCGCAUCGUGUAAAGAAGUGGUGCAUGAAGCGACUCCAGUGCGUCGCUCUUUUCGACGCUCCGAAAAACAGCAGAAUGGCGGGAUGCGCGGUCAGUCCUUGCGGGAAUCUUCUCUACGUCUCGUUGACAAACCGUGUGGUCGUCUUCGAUGCGUGCACGGGGCAAAUGUUGCCAGACGCCUUCCUGCUGGACGGUAUCACCUACGUAGCCGUUGGGUGA
Molecule: messenger RNA, 13217 nt
Organism: Amoebophrya sp. A120
Lineage: Eukaryota; Dinophyceae; Syndiniales; Amoebophryaceae
Source: the annotation of a GenBank genome assembly